UUUUGUUUUGGCAUUGUUGGUAGUUCAUCGCAAUGGACAAAGUCUUGGAAGUGAUAGACUUGAGUUUAUUGCUUGACAAAAUCGCUAUAAAAGGCGCACCCCCUGAAAGUAUACAGCGUUUAGGAGUUGCUGUGUUAUCGGCGAAAUAUAUGAAGGACUUUAAUAUUCGUCUAGGACAGCCGUUACGAUUAACAAAGCUUCCGUCGAUUGACUCAACUAUUUCGAGUGUGGAGCAAGAGGAGAGCUUAAAUGUAGCUUUGGAGCGCGUGCACUUAUUUGAUGAGCCGAGUGAUAGGAACAUUUCUUGUGCCACAUACCCGUCACCGCAAUUCUUAUUGUCGAUAGCUUGGCCGUUGUCGUUUUUGCCUGAUAAUGUUAUUGCUUUAGAUUCUUUUAGUUGUUUCUUAUUAUUUAUGACUGCAUAUCAGAAACAAGUGAUCAAAGACACCACAUUAGAAGUAGCUCUGAGGGUGAAGAAAGAAAUGGGUCGAAAAACUUUGUUACCUUCUACGCCUGUAUCUGGGAAGAAAAAGCACAAAUCACCCAAAGUGCAGCCGAAUAAAGAAGAGAAUAUUUCUAUUGGUGUAUGUAUGUCUCAUGUUUACAGUGAAGAGGAACAUGGUCGAAUUGCUGCUACGGUGUUUUGUUGUAUUGCAGGGUUUGGUCCACCUAGUGUAGAUGGCCAGUUGGAACCCGUGGAUUCGGACCGUUUAGAAAAAUGGUACGAUGAUGUACAUUUUGAGUCAUAUAUAAGAAAUAUUGUUUCCAAGCGGUAUAUCGUACCUGGUUGUUGGAUUUGUGUGAGUAUGGAAGGUCGGGAUCUUUAUUUGGUUUGUCAUCGCAUCCUGCCUUUUGAGGAUCGAAAAUGGAAUGAAGACAAUGAUAGAAAUGCCGUUUGGAAAGUGGUGAAGAAUACCCAAAUAGAAUGGUUACCACUUGUCCAAGCAGAUAACAAGCGUACAAAGUUGAUAGCUUUGGGAGGUUUAGAUGAACAGAUGAACAAAAUGAAAUCAUUUUUAUCCAGUUGUUGUGAAAGUGAAGAAUACAGAGAACAGUUGAGUCGUUUGGGCAUUCGUCCUAGUCGAGGUAUAUUAUUAUACGGUCCACCGGGAACUGGCAAGUCGACAUUGGCACAAGUAGUAGCGUCAAGCAUGCAAGUCCGUUGCGUACGAACAGUGAGAGCGCCUUGGAUAGUUUCAAGUACAUUUGGAGAAACGGAAUCCACCUUGAUGGAAAUAUUUCAACAAGUUGGAGAUCGAGUUCCAUCGAUUCUCAUUAUUGAUGAAAUAGAUGCUUUAGGUGUUUCUCGAGAUAGUCAGUUUGCAACGGAGGCAGAGCUCAGACUAACUGGUUCUUUGUUGAGGUGUAUUGAUCAGAUGCCAAAGAGAAUGGUAUUGAUUGGAACUACUCAUCGUCUGGAUGCUUUAGAUGCUGCAUUGAGAAGACCUGGACGUUUAGAUAUGGAGUUGGAAGUUUCUGUUCCGAACAGUUGCCAACGUUGUUCCAUUUUGCGUGAAAUUAUAAAAAGCAGCACAUCUUUAAGAGAUGAGAAAGGGAUGACAUGGCAAGUUGAGUUGACAGACGAUGAUUUGUUGGAAGUUGCCAACGAUUUGCAUGGCUAUGUAGGAGCAGAUAUACUAGCAUUAUGGAGAGAGAGUUGUUACUUAGCAUAUAAACGAUGGAAACAAGGCAAGGCUUUAGAAUGUCGCGCUAUAUCUGUGCUGAAGGAAGAUUUACAAGAAGCUCGUAAAGAAAUAUUUCCCAGUGCGAUGAGAGAGAUAGUGGUUGAAGUUGCUCAAGUUUGUUGGGACGACAUUGGAGGUUAUCAUCAAGUGAAACAGCAGUUAAGGGAAGCAGUUGAAUGGCCUAAGAAGUAUGCUCAUUAUUUUCGACGUUUUGGUAUUUCUCCUAUAAAAGGCAUCUUAUUAUAUGGCCCUCCUGGUUGUAGUAAGACUUUGAUGGCAAAAGCGUUGGCGAAUGAAACCAAUUGCCAUUUUUUAUCUGUCAAAGGCCCAGAAUUAUUUCAAAAGUGGGUUGGAGAGUCAGAAAAAGCAGUACGCAAUUUAUUUCGAAAAGCCAAGUCUGUUGCACCGUGUAUUAUAUUUUUUGAUGAAAUCGAUGCUUUAGCUUCACGUCGACAAGAAGAGCAAAAUAGUUCACAUGCAGAACAACGAGUAUUGGCACAAUUAUUAACCGAAAUGGAUGGCAUUGCUUCCAGUGGAUUGAUGAGUCGUGUUGAUGAGGAGAUGGAAGAGUCUUGGAUAUUUGUAUUGGGUGCCACGAAUCGACCUGAUUUAUUGGACCCGGCAUUGAUACGACCGGGUAGAUUUGAUAGACUUGUUUAUGUUGGGCUACCUGAUUCGGAGGCGAGGGAACAAAUAUUAAAGAUUCAUUGUCGUUCUAUUCCAUUGAACGACUCCUCCAUGGAUUGGAAAAGUUUAGUAGAGUUGACUCAAGGCAUGACGGGAGCAGAUUAGUUGAUAGUCAUUCAGAAAUUUCUCAACAUCCUCAAGUGGAGUAUUAUCAUUUUGAAAU
Messenger RNA from Galdieria sulphuraria, 2535 nucleotides. Its product is annotated as AAA-type ATPase. The coding region runs from base 33 to 2477 and encodes 814 amino acids. Gene Ontology annotation, molecular function: ATP binding; ATP hydrolysis activity. Gene Ontology annotation, cellular component: cytoplasm. The record is from RefSeq and is a predicted model, not a curated record. The transcript is spliced from 2 exons. Lineage: Eukaryota; Rhodophyta; Bangiophyceae; Galdieriales; Galdieriaceae.